Messenger RNA from Penicillium cataractarum, 1320 nucleotides. Its product is annotated as MCT family MFS transporter. Bases 1 to 1320 code for a protein of 439 amino acids. NCBI's taxonomy places the organism in Eukaryota, Fungi, Ascomycota, Eurotiomycetes, Eurotiales, Aspergillaceae. Gene Ontology annotation, cellular component: fungal-type vacuole membrane. Gene Ontology annotation, molecular function: transmembrane transporter activity. Gene Ontology annotation, biological process: transmembrane transport. The record is from RefSeq and is a predicted model, not a curated record. The transcript is spliced from 2 exons.
AUGGGUUCGACUAAUUUAGAAAUAGAGCAGAAGGGCCUUGCGGAUACUUCGAUCCCCAACGAUGAAGAAAACCCGAGUCCUUCAGGAAUCAACUCCCCUGGUGAAAAGGAGAUUGAGGAGGUAACAUACGACACGGGGUUCUUCUCAUGGCUGCAGGUCUUGGGCUCCUUCUUCCUGUUCUUCAAUUCAUGGGGCGUGAUCAAUACAUGGGGUGCAUAUCAAACCUACUAUGAGCAAAAUAUCUUGGCCGGCACUUCGUCAUCCACCAUUGCAUGGAUUGGAUCCCUGCAGUCAUUCCUUCUGAUGUUGAUUGGUGUGAUUACCGGUCCUCUUUUUGAUGCCGGCUAUUUCCGUGGAUUACUCUGCUUCGCCAACUUUAUGCUGCCCUUUGGGCUCAUGAUGACCAGUAUCUCGACCAAGUACUGGCAUCUGAUUCUCUCGCAGGGUAUUUGCGUUGGAGUAGCAGCUGGAUGUCUGUUCGUUCCCUCGGUUGCCAUUCUACCACAGUAUUUCCGUCAGAAGAGAGGAUUUGCCAACGGUCUUGCCGCCAGCGGUAGUAGCAUCGGUGGUGUGGUUUAUCCCAUCAUGUUCAACCAAUUGCAGAAGAAGGUUGGAUUUGCCUGGGCGACUCGUGCCCUCGGAUUUCUUUGUUUCGGAACUAUUAUGAUCUCGGUGAGCAUCAUGCGCAUUCGGUUUGCGCCAAAGGAAAAGCGUAAGCUUUAUCAGCUCUCUGCCUUCAAGGAGCCUGCAUACUGUCUGUUUACUGGAGCAAUGUUCUUGGGCUUCCUGGGUUUCUACAACUUCCUUUUCUACGUGCAGUCCUACGCUAUCGAUACGGGCAUUGUGGACGUAAACCUGGGCUUUUACCUGCUCUCCAUGCUGAACGCCGCCUCGACUUUCGGCCGCAUUGGGCCCAACUUCCUCGCUGACCAUGUUGGCCCUCUCAACAUGCUCACUCCCGCCGUCACCAUCACCUCCGUUCUGGCCUUUGUGUGGAUUGGAGUGCACACCGUGGGCGGCAUCAUCGCUCUUACUGUCCUGUAUGGGUUCUUCUCUGGCGGGUUUGUCUCAUUGCCUCCGGUGGUGAUGGCUAGUAUGACACCCGAUGUGCGCGACCUCGGAACUCGCCUUGGAAUGGUUUUCGCCGUUACAUCCAUUGGUCUCUUGAUCGGUACUCCGAUCGGCGGUGCCAUCUUGGCUGACACCAACAAGUAUCUUGGUGUUCAGCUAUUCACCGCUUGCUGCCUUAUUGCAUCUGCAGGCCUCAUGGCUACCUUGCGUUUUGUGCGAUCUGGUCCGAAGCUGAUCUGCAAAACUUGA